Messenger RNA from Punica granatum (pomegranate), 3477 nucleotides. The record is from RefSeq and is a predicted model, not a curated record. Lineage: Eukaryota; Viridiplantae; Streptophyta; Magnoliopsida; Myrtales; Lythraceae.
AGAAGCGCGAGAGAGAGAGAGAGAGAGAGAGAGAGAGAGAGAUUGUGUUGUUUGUACAUCGUACUGGUCAAAUGAGAAUUACCAUUAACGGGUUUUGGUUAUUACUGCCUCGAGCUGUUCUGUAUUAGGACUCCCCGUCCCCCUCUCAGAUACGUUUCUUUGUUGGGGAGGGGGAUCCAUUUAGAGCUUCAUUUGCGGAGGAGGUGAGAGAUUCAGUAGAUCGCUUGCUUGAUUGCCCCCAAUUCGUGCCUUUGCGUUUCUUGCACUGGAUUUGAUCGGGGGAGGCGGCGUUCCGGUGCUCUUUUUAGGUUCUUGAUCGUCUUCUCGGAUCGUAUCUUCUAUUGGGCGCUGAUCAAAAUCCAUUCUUUCGGCUGAUUUCUCGCUGGGUCAUGGAAAAGUUCUGAAAUUCCGAGAAAACUUGCAAUCCUCAGUUUCUAUCGCCUGUUUGUCGAGGGAGUUCAUCGGAAACUGUUCUGAGCAUUACUAAGGUUCUGCAUUUCUUGCUUAUUGGACUACUACAACUGUUCAAUUCUAUAAUAAGAGUCUUCUAACUUAGAUGGCGAACCCACCUCCACCUUCUUCUGGCCUUUCCAUCUCCGUUGACCGCCGGAAUCCCGAGACCUCGAGCCCUCACUCCGCCAGAAGUCCAAUCCCUCCUCCUCAGGUCACACCUAAAGUGCCCCGGUUUCCACCACCGAUAUUGCAACAGGAUCACUCAGGGUCCCCUUCAACCAGGCCCCCUAACUUAUUGUCUCCUGCAGCAAAUGGCGCUACAUCCGGCAGUCCGGCUCCCCAUUUAAGCACACCUCCUGGUCCUCCUGUUUUUACUUCUCCUUUAAGGCCUGCUGCAGUGCCUUUUCGGAGCUCUCCUGCAACCCCGCAGCCCAUCGCUUUCUCUUCGGGCUCGUCUUUGCCAGCUUCUACACCUCCACAAUUUUCAAAUGGGUCUGCUCAAUUGCAACAUCAAGUUUCUGAUCCCGUGGAGGACUUGAGUUCUGGUGGGAGUGCACCUUAUGUACUAUUUUCAGCCCAGAAGAUAUUGAAACAAAAGAAACAAGCAAAUGUUCCCAGCUUGGGGUUUGGGGCAUUGGUUUCUCCAGGAAGGGAGAUCUCAUCAGGCCCACAAGUAAUUGAGCGGAACCCUCACCGCUGUCAAAACUGUGGGGCCUAUGCAAACUUCUAUUGCAAGAUUCUCCUUGGUUCAGGACAGUGGCAAUGUGUUAUUUGCCGUAAACUGAAUGGGAGUGUAGGCGAAUACAUGGCUCCAAGCAAGGAAGACCUCAGAAACUUCCCUGAGCUCUCAUCUCCAAUCGUGGAUUAUGUUCAGACAGGGAACAAGAUAUCUGACUAUAUACCUGUUUCUGACUCAAGAGCCUCCGCUCCCAUCGUUCUUGUUAUAGAUGAGUGCCUAGAUGAGCCCCACCUUCAGCAUCUGCAAAGCUCAUUGCACGCCUUUGUUGAUUCCCUCGGGGCCACAACGAGAAUCGGAAUCAUUCUAUAUGGCCGAACAGUAUCAGUCUAUGACUUUAGUGAAGAGUCAGUUGCCUCAGCUGAUGUUCUUCCUGGGGACAAAUCUCCGAACCAGGAAUCGCUGAAGCAGUUGAUUUACGGGACUGGUGUGUACUUAUCCCCUGUUCAUGCUUCCUUACCUGUAGCACAUGCAAUAUUUUCUUCGAUAAGGCCAUACCAGCUCAAUGUUCCUGAGGCAUCCAGGGACCGGUGUCUGGGGGCUGCAGUUGAGGUUGCUCUGGCUAUAAUAAAGGGUCCGUCAGGAGAGAUGUCGAGCGGGAUAGUGAAGAAGUCGAGAGGGAACAGCAGGAUCAUCGUGUGUGCUGGUGGGCCCUGCACUUAUGGGCCCGGGUCGGUUCCCCACUCUUUCACUCACCCGAACUAUGCCCAUUUGGAAAAGACAGCUUUAAAAUGGAUGGAGAAUCUGGGCCAUGAAGCCCAUCGGCAUGGAACAGUGGUGGACAUAUUAUGUGCUGGGACUUGUCCUGUUAGAGCUCCAACUUUGCAGCCUCUAUCAAAGGCUUCUGGGGGCGUCCUGGUCCUUCAUGAUGACUUUGGGGAGGCCUUUGGUGUGAACCUGCAGAGGGCAUCGAGUAGAGCAGCUGGGUCCCAUGGUUUUCUGGAGGUUCGCUGCUCGGAUGAUAUCCUCAUAACCCAGGUUGUGGGCCCUGGUGAGGAGGCACAUGUGGAGGCCCAUGAUAGCUUUAAACACAAUGCUGCUCUAUCUAUUCAGAUGCUGAGCAUUGAGGAGACGCAGAGCUUCUCUCUGUCCAUGGAGACCAAAAGAGACAUCUUGAGUGAGGAUGUGUUUUUUCAGAUUGCAUUUCAGUUCUCUAAUAUCUAUCAAGCAAAGAUCUCGAGGAUCAUUACAGCAAAAUUGUCCACUGUUGAUAGUCUUUCGGCAUAUCUUAAUAGCAUUAACGAUGAGGUGGCAGCUGUCCUUAUUUCCAAGAGGACUCUCCUGCGAGCAAAGAACCAAUCGGAGGCAAUCAACAUGCGGACAACGAUAGAUGAGAGAAUCAAAGAUAUAGCUUCAAAGUUCGGAUCACAGGUACCGAAGUCAAAGCUGUACAAGUUCCCCAAGGAACUGUCUCUACUACCUGAGCUCCUAUUCCAUCUUAGGAGAGGCCCACUGCUGGGGAGCAUAGUAGGCCAUGAAGAUGAGAGGUCUGUUCUGAGGAAUCUCUUCUUAAAUGCGUCCUUCGAUCUCUCUCUCCGAAUGAUCGCACCCCGCUGUUUGAUGCAUCGGGAAGGGGGAACCUUCGAAGAAUUGCCCGCUUAUGAUCUUGCAAUGCAGUCUGACACGGCCGUUGUUCUUGACCACGGGACAGAUGUCUUCAUUUGGUUGGGUGCUGAGCUAGCUGCUGAUGAGGGAAGAAGUGCAGCUACUCUAGCAGCUUGCAGAACACUGGCUGAAGAGCUCACAGAAUCACGAUUUCCCGCUCCGAGAAUCCUUGCAUUUAAGGAGGGCAGCUCCCAGGCCCGGUAUUUCGUUUCUCGGCUGAUACCUGCGCACAAGGAUCCUCCCUAUGAGCAGGAAGCGAGAUUCCCGCAGCUCCGGUCUCUGACGGUGGAACAGCGGAUGAAGCUUAAGAGCAGCUUUGUCCACUUCGAUGACCCAAGUUUAUGCGAGUGGAUGCGGGGCUUGAAGGUUGUGCCUCCAGAACCUAGCUAGUGAAUCCUUUUGUCAUCUUUCUUCCCGGCCGUAAUUUUACGUCCGAAAGCUUGGGAAAUCCAAGGAGCGUGUAUCGACGAGAUGCCAAGCUGAUGUUUCUUUGGUUACAAUCUUUUUUUGUUUAUUAUUCUUGUCAUUUUUACAGUAAGGUAAUAAUUACUCAGAGUAGAGUCAAAAGUUCGGUGAUGGAUUCGAUAAGUCCAUUCUUUUCUGCUUCACUAAUUUCUCAAGUACAACAAUUCUUUGGAGAUGUAGACAGAGAAUCAACGGUCUUAUUGUUUUCCAUUUCAUUA